UUCCAAGCUGUCAGAGAAUAAGCCCCAAAUCUUGAUUUAUUAACUUGCACCUUGUUGUUGCCCCCUGCUGCGAGUUUUCAAAUUCUAUCAUGGGUCGUGGACGCCGAGAGAAGCAUCAAACACGCAGUCGCCAUCACAGAUCACGUUCGCGGUCGCACUCCAAGCAUCGGCCGACGCGCUCCAGUUCGAUAACGAGUCAAUCGGUUCCAAUGAAGCGUCGCAAGGAGCGCGCCAAUUCUUCAUGGGAUAUACCACCGCAGGGCUAUGAACAUCUCUCACCAGUCCAGUACAAGGCAAUGCAGGCGAGUGGCCAAAUCGCAUCCCGAAUCGUUCCUGAUGCCCCGCCCACUGGCGAGUCGGCAGCGAUUGCGACGGUGACGCGGCAGGCCCGUCGACUGUACGUCGGCAACAUUCCAUUCAGCACCACCGACGACGAUAUGAUGGCCUUCUUCAAUGAACAGAUCAAUCGCUUGAACGGCACCCAAGGAAUCGACGGCAAUGCUGUGCUCACCUGUCAAACGAAUCUGGACAAGAAUUUCGCGUUUCUCGAGUUCCGUUCGAUGGAUGAAGCCACGCAGGCUAUUUCCUUCGACGGCAUCAGCUAUCGUGGCCAGACGCUGAAGAUAAGACGCCCGCACGACUACCAUCCGGUGGCCUCGAUAAGCACUGCGGAGGUUGUGGAGAUCACAAAGGGAUCAAUCAUAAAUGUCCGGAAUACGCCAAUUUCGCCCGUGGUGCCCGAUUCGCCGCACAAAAUCUACAUUGGCGGCCUGCCCACCUGCCUGAACGAGGAGCAAGUCAAGGAACUGCUCGUUACCUUUGGCCACCUGCGCGGCUUCAAUCUGGUUAAGGACACCGUGACGGGGCAGAGCAAGGGCUUUGCAUUUUGCGAGUAUGUUGAUUCCUCCAUUACGGAACAGGCCAUAGCUGGCCUGAACGGCAUGCAGCUGGGCGAUCGCAAGCUCAUCGUGCAGCGUUCCAUUGCCGGUGUACGCAAUCUGGUGGCCAACCAGUUACCCGUGCUGCAGGUGCCCGGAUUUCCCAUGGAUGUCACCACGGGCAAGCCCACCGAAGUGCUGUGCCUGCUCAAUAUGGUGCUGCCCAGCGAGCUGUUGGACAAUGACGAGUACGAGGACAUUCGCACGGACAUCAAGCAGGAGUGCGCCAAGUACGGCAAGGUAAAAAGCUUAAAGAUUCCACGUCCCAGCGACGAGUUACCCCAAGGCGGCUGUGGAAAGGUUUUUGUGCGCUUCGAAUCCAUCGACGACUGUAAGAAGGCCUUGAACGCAUUGAGCGGGCGCAAGUUCAGCGGACGCAUUGUCAUGACAUCAUUCUACGAUCUAGACAAAUACAAACGCAAAGAUUUUCAAUAAUAAUCUCGGGAUUUC
This is a messenger RNA of Drosophila hydei, 1388 nucleotides long. It is a transcript of the gene LS2, whose product is annotated as splicing factor U2AF 50 kDa subunit. Gene Ontology annotation, biological process: mRNA processing. Gene Ontology annotation, molecular function: pre-mRNA 3'-splice site binding; poly-pyrimidine tract binding. The transcript has a single exon. Lineage: Eukaryota; Metazoa; Arthropoda; Insecta; Diptera; Drosophilidae. Gene Ontology annotation, cellular component: nucleus; nuclear speck; commitment complex. The record is from RefSeq and is a predicted model, not a curated record. Bases 90 to 1373 code for a protein of 427 amino acids.